UGGGACACUGCAGGCCAGGAGAGGUUUCGUACUAUCACCUCCAGUUACUAUCGUGGAGCCCAUGGCAUCAUAGUUGUUUAUGAUGUGACCGACCAAGAGUCCUAUAACAAUGUCAAGCAGUGGCUUCAGGAAAUUGACCGAUAUGCCAGUGAAAAUGUCAAUAAACUUCUGGUGGGCAACAAGUGUGACUUGACGACUAAGAAAGUAGUGGACUACACAACUGCUAAGGAGUUUGCUGACUCUUUGGUGAUCCCCUUUCUGGAGACCAGUGCCAAGAAUGCCACAAACGUAGAGCAGGCUUUCAUGACCAUGGCAGCCGAGAUCAAGAAACGCAUGGGCCCUGGGGCCACAGCCGGCGGGGACAAGCCCAACUUAAAAAUCGAUAGCACCCCCGUCAGGCAGUCUGGAGGGGGCUGCUGUUAAAGGACCUACAACCAUCUCAGUGAUUUCUCUACUCUGUUCCCUCCCAUCACCCGUAGAACUCACACCCCACCAUAUAGCCCACUCCCACUCCCGACUUUCCCCCUGUGACCUGCUCGGACAGAGGUCUAAGCUGCAAAGUCAGAUUGAAUCUGUAUGAGGGUUAAUUCAGACCUGUUUGAUUAGACAGAGGAAAGCAACCAGGAAACACACUGAGACCAUUUUAUCUUUUGCCGUGGAGGCAGAAGGAAAUGAGAUUGGCAUUAAUUUAAAAUGACAUGGAGAUAAAAGAUUAGGUUCAAAUUCAAGUGAGGUUAUUGCUACGAAACACACACACACAGUAGUGAUGGCACGAGUUACAAAAAUUAAAGCCGUUUGGCCAAAUGCAUUUGUCCUUGGGCUCCGUCUGUUUUUACUGAUCUCAGCCCAAACUUCACUCGCUCUGCACACACUCACUACGCUACACACUGUGGAUGACCUGAACUCUGUAGGAUGCUAGCAGUCUAACUGUGACGCAUCGUUGUUAUUCCUGAGGAGGGUCUAGGAUGGAUGGAUGGUCUAGGGAAAGCCCAAUCAGGGAGCCCCUCUCCUUCAUCUGUUUCCUUCCUCUUCUGAGCCACUUUUUUAUAGUGUGUUUAGACAAAAGCAAGGUGAAUGUUUUUAUUAUGUAACUCUUGUUUGAGGAGUCGGCGUUCUUUCGCCUCAGUCAGCCAGUGUACUAAACAUGCAGACGUGUGCUGUGAGCCAGCAGGAAGCAGACCCCACUGACUGUGUCGACCAGAGUCUGCUUCUCUCUCUGUGUGUUGGAACGGUUACAUUUCCCCCCAAAGUUUUUAACUCGAGCACCCGGGUCUGACUUUGCUUCAUCAUGUAUCAUUUAUUGUGUAAUAUAUAGUCACAUGUUCUGUGUGGACACGCCUCGCUCACUCUUUCUCAAACAGACUGGGACUCUCUGCUACGGCCUCCUUAGUGCUGCACUCUGUUUCAUCCAUGUAAAGAGAUGGAAAGUGUUGAUGUGAAAGAUGGCAGGAGGAGAACUUGCUCUCAGUCUCUUUAUAGUGUAAGAGCAAAGUAACUAAGCCUUUGUAGCAGAGGCUAGCACGAUGAACCACAGGGUCACCUGAGCCUGACUCUUACUGUUGUUGUGUUGUUUUUGAUUGGAGUCAAAAAUUCAGAUAUCAAUAAAACCACCAAUAUUUGUAUUUAUCUACAUACAGAAUGUAAGUAUUGAAUAGAAUCAGAGCUGCUCUGCUGGAUAAACUGAUCGCACCAUUUCUAAGUUAUCUCCAGCAUCUUUUUGCUACAUUCUGUAUGGAUGAUAGACUGAACUCGGGCCAUGACGGUGUUUCCCUGACACUGCACAUAGAUGAUGAAGGAUGACUGAGCUGGAGUGAAGAGAUUCACUCAGUCAUGUUUCAUCAAAGCCUGCAGAACUUUUUGUCCCAGGAAAUGUUUUUCAGGGUCUUAAAGGUUCCUUUAGAUUGGAGUUUGUCUGUGUUUCCACUGCAGUCUGGAGCCAGUCAGUCUACUGGAAUGCAAUAAAGAUGAGCAACCAUGUUCUGCUGUCGUGAUCACUGCUCUCUGCGUCGACUGGUCAGUGCUGAGCUACAGAGGCCACUGUGAACAGGGGCAUUAAAGAGCCUUCACAGGACUCUUUUGUGUGGGAGGUUGGACACGUGCUUUAGGACCGCAGUGAAACUGUUUUCAGAGUAAUAUUUUUUGGUAAACAUCACCCCUCACCUCAUUUGCCUGCCACUGCGUCUCUCUUAAUCAACAAAUUGAUUGCAAACAGUAAAAACUUCGGUCCAAUAACAAAGGAGCUACAGAGGAGUGAAAUACUGAAGAGUAAUGAACACAAGAUGUCAAUGUUAAGCAUUACCAGCAUCUCUCUAGAGUUUCUUUGUAAGUGGAUUUUAAGGGGUAAAAAACUAAAUGUCAGCCCUAAUCCCUGCAGUGGAAACUCUAAAGGAACCUGGUUCUGCUGAUAGAAACAGGGCUUUCUUCUGACAACACUGGCAAUAUCCUGCAAUUAUCUUACAAUAAAUUUUCUGUUAGUAUUUUGUUUUAUAUUUCGUUUUGUAUUUUCUAAUUGAGGCCUCUUGUCCGGUUUCAUAACAGCAGAUUUCCUUCUUGUUUGCAGAUGAAGCCGGUGCAGAGAUGUGCUGGUUGAGGCAGUUUUAGGAAACUGAUGUUCUUUGUCUGUUAUGGACCACAUGUUUCAGUCCACGAGUAUGUCUGGUUUUUCAUCAAAUUCUUUAGUGCUCUUCUUUGUGUCUUGUUUGCAUUUGAAUGGGAAUUUGAAUGCCUAAGAAAGCUGUACUUACAUACUGCAGCCAGUUUCAUCUUGUGCCUUGUGUUUGUGGGUGUCUGGAUGUCCAGUGCUUUUGGUUUUAUGGCCAGAUAUGCACUUCCAGUACGGCCUUUAGCCAACGAUGUCAGAGAAAAUUGGUAAACCUCAAGAUCAGUUCAGUCCUGACCUGCUGUCAAAAAAAUGAAGCUCCCCAAAUUCUGGCUCCCUUCUCUCAACCUGGCAGCAUUUGCAGCUCAUGUGAGCACAACUGCUACAUGUAUGAGGACAAACAUCGAAAAAAUGCAGAUACCCCCCAAAACUUGUUGAGUCGUGUGUGUGUGUGUGUGUGUGUGUGUGUGUGUGUGUGUGUGUGUGUGUGUGUGUGCUUUCAGAAAGUUCUAGCUCUGCAUAGAUUUGAAUAAAGCAGGUGUGAUGGUUGCUUCAUGUGUGGCACUAACAUAGGAGCCUCAGUUUGCAGAAGGUGAUUUAGUCUUAAUUGAAUAGAUGCUGAACUAGCAGUCAUGUCAUAAUCAACAUGAUGAUGAUGAUGAUGAUGCACUGAUUAAUUUUUUUAUUAAAUGUUUUCUUUCAUCGAGUCUUAAUAUUCUUCUGAUUUAUAGACAUUUAUAGACACUGAAUCCUGCUCUGCUGUGUAGUCCAUGGAAAUAUAAGGAGACCGUCUUUGUUUCUGAAUGUGAUACAUGUCAAACAUUUCUCUUUAUUUCACUUCCAUUUUGUUUCCUGUGUUAUUUGGACUCAUUUAUUGCUGCUUAGUGGCUUAAUAAAGACACUUGAUGUUUAUUUAUAAAAA
Molecule: messenger RNA, 3521 nt
Organism: Haplochromis burtoni (Burton's mouthbrooder)
Lineage: Eukaryota; Metazoa; Chordata; Actinopteri; Cichliformes; Cichlidae
Gene: rab1ba
Product: zRAB1B, member RAS oncogene family a
Molecular function (GO): GTP binding; GTPase activity
Source: RefSeq, a predicted model, not a curated record